AUGUCCAAAGAACAGACUAAAGCGCUCAUGCCGGAAAAAGAGGGACGUCCAGAACUGGGCGAAGUGGAGGGGAUUCUGCUCUCCCAGGCCACCUGUAAUGAAUGGCAGCGGAUCCAGAGUUUCCAAGCCAGGCCCGACGAUCUGCUCAUCUGCACCUACCCCAAAGCAGGCACAACAUGGAUCCAGGAGAUAGUAGACAUGAUCCAGCAGGACGGGGACUUGGAGAAGUGCAAGCGCGCCCCCGUCCACCGCCGGCACCCCUUCAUCGAGUGGGCUCGUCCGCCCCAACCCUCAGGUGUGGAACAGGCCGAAGCCAUGCCCCCGCCACGGACCCUGAAAACCCACCUCCCCGUCAAACUGCUGCCUCCAUCCUUCUGGGAACAGCAGUGUAAGUUCCUGUACGUGGCUCGUAAUGCCAAGGACUGCAUGGUCUCCUACUACCACUUCCAGAGAAUGAGCAAGGUGGUGCCUGACCCGGGCCCCUGGCACGAGUAUUUUGAGAUGUUCAUGGCGGGCAAAGUGGGCUGGGGUCCGUGGCACGACCAUGUGAAGGGCUGGUGGAAGGCGAAGGACAUGCACUGCGUGCUCUUCCUCUUCUACGAGGACAUGAAGAAGGACCCGAAGCGUGAGAUCCAGAAGGUGGCCCGGUUCCUGGGGAAGAACCUGGACCAGGAGCUUCUGGAGAAGAUCGUCUAUCACACGUCAUUCGACGUCAUGAAGGACAAUCCCAUGGCUAACCGCUGCGGCGUCCCCCUGUCCAUCAUGGACCAGUCCAUCUCCCCGUUCAUGCGCAAAGGGACUGUCGGGGACUGGAAGAACCACUUCACCGUGGCGCAGAAUGAGCGCUUUGAUGAGGACUAUGAGGAGAAGAUGGCUGGGACCAAUCUGACCUUCUGCAUGGAGCUCUGA
Emys orbicularis (European pond turtle) is the source of this 909-nucleotide messenger RNA. RefSeq names its product sulfotransferase 1C2-like. The coding region runs from base 1 to 909 and encodes 302 amino acids. Gene Ontology annotation, molecular function: sulfotransferase activity. Gene Ontology annotation, cellular component: cytoplasm. The transcript is spliced from 7 exons. Lineage: Eukaryota; Metazoa; Chordata; Testudines; Emydidae. The record is from RefSeq and is a predicted model, not a curated record. Gene Ontology annotation, biological process: sulfation.